AAGACAAAAUGGUCGAUGAGCAAGUAAACCGCUAGCCGCGUGAACGUGCGCACCGCCAUGAUAUCAAACAACAUAGAUUGUUAUUGCGCGCGGAACUCAUGACACAUUUAUUCGGUUUCCGUCAACGUUCCAUUUUCAAAUUUCGAUUAGUAUAUAGUUAACGACUCAAUUGUUGAAAAGUCUUAAGUGCAGUGACGUGUAUGUUCUAUUUUUGAAUUUAUUCGGAAUUUGGAUUUAAAGACUAGCACACACGGAUGCCUCGCCGCGAUGUCUCUGUCCACUAGUCGCCAGCAGUUCCUGGCGUACGAGUCGCACGCGGAGCCCGACAUCCACUACAGGAGAAAAGGCGGAGUCUUCAUAUCCACCUGCAUUUGUGUCUGCUUCAUCAUAUUCGCAGCUCUAAUAGCCGCGGUAGUGGGCAUUAUCGUCUACUAUGUCACCUAUUACAGGGUAACCCAGCAAUCGGAAGACUUUUGGAAUGAUGAACCAUUUGGACUAUCUACCAAACCAUCACCCAACCUCCGCUUGCCAACAACAAUCACACCAAGUUUCUACAGAUUAAAAAUAAAAGCUGACUUAGAAACUUCCACAUUUACGGGUGAUGUCUUAAUAACUAUACGAGCGAGUGAGAGUACAAAAGAAAUCAUCCUCCACGCUAAAGACCUCAGUAUCAAUGAGAAUAUUACAUUAACGGAGCAAACUUACCAAAAUGUACCGACAACAAAAUUAAAACGUGAAGUUGCUGAAGUGGAAAAUGCCACAAAUGAACUGAAAGAUUCAACUAUUGCAGAUUUAGACACAGUCAGCAAUACCACAUCUGAACCGACACCGACCGAUGCCACAGCAAUGGAUAACAUCACAAUUACUACAACCAUUCCUAGCAAUGCGGAGGCUACAACAACUAGUGUACCUGCAGAAGUAACUCCUCACUCUGAUAAAGAAGUCACCCUGAGUAAUGUUCGUGAUGUCAGAGUUAAGAACAUGGAGUUCAGUACAGGCGACCGUCUGAUUCUGCAUCUGGAAACGCCUCUCACGCCCGACGUCGACUAUACCUUGCAAAUGGCAUUCCACGGAGAGAUUCUGAACACUUUAACUGGAUUCUAUAAGAGCACUUAUAGAGAGGGCAAUCAAGACAAGCAAUUCGGAGUAACGCAGUUCGAACCGACAUCCGCGCGGGCCGCUUUCCCUUGCUUUGACGAGCCGGCAUUCAAAGCCAAGUUCGAGAUAAGCCUCGCCCACCGACACAACGUCUCCGUCCUCUCCAACAUGAGGAUCGCCGCUCAGGAACCCAUUGAAUCAGAACCAGGUUGGCAAUGGACCCAUUUCGACCGAUCCGUCAAAAUGUCCACAUACCUCGUCGCUUACGUACUAUCCGACUUCGAAUACCUGGAGACCAGUUACACCAGCAAAGACAAUGUGACCAAACCCAUCCGGAUAUGGGCAAGACCAUCGCUGAUCAAGAACGCCAAAUACUCCAUGUCAAUCAUCCCAAAACUCUUGGCUUUAUAUGAGGACGUGUUUGGAGUGCCGUACGUUUUGGAUAAAAUCGAUUUUGUGGCGAUACCAGACUUUUCCAAUGGAGCUAUGGAGAACUGGGGGUUGAUUACUUUUAGAGAAACAAACCUAUUAUACAACGAAGAUGAUGGAGUUCCCCGUCUCAAGCAGAACGUGGCAAUCGAUGUGGCUCACGAGUUGGCUCACCAGUGGUUCGGCAACCUCGUCACGAUGAAGUGGUGGACCGACCUGUGGCUCAACGAGGGCUUUGCUACUUACAUUGAAUACAUCGGCGUCAAUCACAUCACACCAGAAUGGAACAUUCUAGAGACGUUCACUCGCGACAAAAUGAGCCUGCUGAGAUCCGACGCUCUCAAGAACACCUCCCCAGUGUCCAGACAAGUGGUGGACGCGUCUGAGAUCUCGCAGAAAUUCGACGAGAUCUCUUACACUAAGGGUGCCAAUCUCAUCCGGAUGCUGAAUCACACCAUCUCCUAUGAUCUGUUCCACGAGGCCUUGGUUGGGUACUUAAAUAAAUGGAAGUAUCAAAACGCGGAAGAGAACGACCUUUGGGACUCAAUGUCAGAAGCGACUCGUUCAGAUCCGAGCCUGAAAGGACUCUCCGUGAAGGAGUUCAUGAACACGUGGACGCGCCAGCCAGGCUACCCCGUCGUCAACGUCUACAGGGACUACGAUACGGGAUACGUCACUUUCCAACAGAAUCUGUUUACUCACGCACUGGAAGUAUCGGCAAAGGCCAAGGAUCAGAAGUGGAGUAUCCCCAUCAGUUACACCACGAUGGACGUUCCUUCUGGCGACUGGAGCACUAAGCCCAAGCUAUGGCUCAACGGGAGGACCCUGCGGCCUCAGCUGCCCGUCAACCGGACCCAGGCCUUGUAUGUUAACGUGGAUGCUAUUGGUUACUACCGCGUGAACUACGAUCAAAAGAACUGGGAGCUUCUCAGCGCGGCUCUCAAAUCUAAGGCCAUAGACAACCCCAUAACAAAGGCACAGUUGAUAGACGACGCCUUCAACCUGGCCAAAGCCGAGCAGCUCAACUACAGCUACGCGCUCGGCCUCGCCACUUGCGUUCUCGACGGGGAGGACUCGCGUUUCGUGUGGGACAUGCUGCUCGACAACAUAUCCUUCCUCAAGCAGAACCUGAGGGCCACCUCGGGAUAUAUUUACUUCCAAGAUUACAUCAAGCUCCUGCUGAAGAAGCAACUCGAACGAGUCAACUACGGGCUCAACAAACCCAAAGAUGACAACGAAGCGUUCCUUAUAGAGAACCUGGUCCUCUGGGAGUGCCUGAUGGAGUCGCCCCGGUGUUUGAAAUGGGCUAAAGACGAGUUUGAGAAGUGGAUCCAGAACCCGGAAUUGAGCGAAGUUCCAAACUAUCUCCGCUCCGUGGUAUACAACAUGGCGAUUAGAUACGGCGGUCGGCGCGAGUUCGAGCUCGUCUGGGAGCGGUACCUCAACGCAUCAGAUCCCAACACGCAAAACCUGCUGCUGUCCAACCUGCCCGCCACGAGAGAGGAGUCGCUGAUUGCCUUUUUGCUAGAGAAGAGUCUCACGGACAUACCGAACCAGAGUGCCUCGGUGCUCUGGUCAGUGGAGCCGCCAGUGGGCAGCAAGGUGGCGCAAGACUUCCUCAUCGCGAACUUCGACAGGGUGUACGACAAGUUCUCGCGCAUCGACUCCUUCAUGUUCCCCAUCGUGCUCAGCUGCGCCUUCGGCAGCAUCCACACCGACGACGAGCUGGACAAGCUCAAGCACAUGGCGCUGCAACACAAAGACAAGCUGCUGCCGAUGUCCCAGGUCCUGCAGAAGAUAAUAGACACGGCCACGCUGCGCAUCAGCUGGAUACAGCGGCACGCGGCCGGCAUCAACGACUGGGUCAAGCAGUACGUUACUGAGAAUGCGACGCACAACAGUACAAACUCAGUGACUACCCCUCCGGCGCCCACCCUCACGCAAAACAUCACGAUAGACAUCACAAACAACACGAGUACAACGCCUAGUCCGCUAACUGUUAAUACUUAGAUUUACUCGCUAGUGCUACUCCCGUCCAAAGAUAAAAUAUUCCUUUGUAACCGGACAACCCCGAAAAUAGGCUAGUUUCGCUUAGGCCAAAAAAUAUACCUUUGUUACCAACCAAACACAAACAACGCUAUACUAUUUCAACAUUAAUGUUAUUUUGACGCUUGCGCUGUGUUGUAAAAAUUCAAGCGGUAAUUAAACUACCUAAUUAAGUCACAAUAAUCCUAAUCGAGAUUAAACUAAUUUAAUUCCAAGAAUGCUUAGGAUUAAAUUAGUUAAUUCUCCGCUUAGUUCUUUGAAGAGUUUCUGACUUGACGCUUCUAAAUGCUCUAGGAGAUGGACAGAUAGGACGCGGCGCGUUGCGCGUCGCGUGUUGCGUUGCGUCGCGUUGUUUCAAACAUACAGAAUGUAACCAGAACGCUAGCAAAAACGAAGACAGGUGAUAGUACUGAUGAUUACUGAUAAGAUACCACAAAAAAGCUGUAUUUUUUCAAAGCUCACAAUAUGUUGCAAAUAAAACAUCUGACUGACGCUAGAUGUCAACGGACGUUGCGUAAGUAGGCCACUCGGAGUCAAUGCCAAGUCGUAGGUGGGGCAUUGACUCGAAUUUUGCACGCUCUACAUUGCGGCAAUAGGGCAAUUUAUUUAAUAAGGUUAUUGGCAUUGGAUUGUGUUUAGGUAGUAUAAUAACAACCCUAAGUUUUUGCUAGUGUUCUGGUUACAUGUUGUAGUAUUUUUUGCAAAGAAUUAUUUUACUUAUCACAAUCUGCUGUGAUUUGAGAAGGGUAGGUAAAAACUAAAAAUAUAAAAUAAUGUAUAUUUUUUUUUUUUUUUGAAAUGUGUAUAAAUCCAAUGUUAUCUUGAUUGGUGCUCUCUUAAUUUAAAGAUAUUUCUUAUUUUCUCAACAUCUUUACUGUUUAUUGUUUAUAAAGUUACCAACCUUAUUGAUGAAGUAUUUUUUGUGCCAUAAAAUAAUAUACGUUCAUGUUAUUAAACUAUCGAAAAAAUCAAAAUGAUUGCACAACUUUUAUCGAUUUAGUUUACGUACAGUACCUGGCAGGAAAUAUUGAAUAUCAAACUUUAGAAAGAGAGGUAAGGAUUUCCUAGUGUGUUAUUUUUGCCGUUAAGACCGACGAAAGAUUCGUCAUUCCUAGUGUUUAUAUACUCUUUGGUCAUUCCUUUGUUACGUUACGGGAAUAAGUGACAGAGACGACGCUCUACGAAGUCAUCUCUUUCUAAAGUUUGAUGUGCAAUAUUUACAAGUACCUCCUUUUCUAUUAAGUAAGCACAAUUUUUUUAAAUCAUUCCAGAAUCGCCUCGGCUACUUGAUUUAUUUUUUUCGUUAUUUUUUGUGUGAGGACAUAUAAAUAAAAUAUUAAGGGUUAUUAUUUCAAUCGCU
This is a messenger RNA of Maniola jurtina (meadow brown), 4933 nucleotides long. RefSeq names its product aminopeptidase N-like. Gene Ontology annotation, molecular function: zinc ion binding; peptide binding; metalloaminopeptidase activity. The record is from RefSeq and is a predicted model, not a curated record. NCBI's taxonomy places the organism in Eukaryota, Metazoa, Arthropoda, Insecta, Lepidoptera, Nymphalidae. Gene Ontology annotation, cellular component: cytoplasm. Bases 268 to 3537 code for a protein of 1089 amino acids. Gene Ontology annotation, biological process: proteolysis; peptide catabolic process. The transcript is spliced from 17 exons.